CAUUAACUCACCUUCGUCACCGCUAAUCUUCGCUUCGCAUCCACAUUUCAUUCUGCACUCUGCACACUUCUCAUUGCGCAAGGUCAGGCCACCUCAAGCACAGCUUCUCCGGUGUCGUUUUUUUAUCAUUAACCUAUCUACAUAAGGUGAUGAAAAUGUAAUUAUGAAGCUAUGGUUUGAUUAUUAGCUCAGUCUCACUUUGAUUCCCUCGUUUUCUCCGCUGCCAAACAGUGAGUCUCUGCCAGGUGUUUCAUGACUUGGAGAUUGCACAAAGAGCUAAUAUUUCACUCCAUUCUGUAGCAUCCUUGUACUAACUGGGAGCUUUGGCAAGUUAUGUCUAUUUGAGACUUUAACAAUCUUGUUAGGUGAUAUCUGAGGAGGUAAGUAUCUAAGGUACUUUCAAAGGGGAGGUUAUAACCAGGUUUAUGAGCAUAUGGAAGUUAGGGGAGCUGUAGGCACUGGUGAUGGAACAGGGGAGCGUGCUUUGACCCCACUGAGGGUGAUAAGGGGUGUUGUGUGUUUAAUAGUGUUAAUUAUAUCAGCAUUUAUGAUGCUAGUAUAUUUUGGCUUUGUGAGUGCUGUCAUACUGCGACUUUUCAGCAUAAAUUGGAGCAGGAAAGCAACAUCGUUUUUCUUUGGUGCAUGGCUAGCUCUAUGGCCAUUUCUCUUUGAAAAGAUAAACAAGACCAAGGUCAUUUUUUCUGGUGAAACUGUUCCUGCAAAGGAGCGUGUUUUGCUUGUCGCAAACCACAGAACUGAGGUUGACUGGAUGUACUUGUGGGACCUUGCAUGGCGAAAGGGUAGUUUGGGGUACAUAAAAUAUGUCCUUAAGAGCAGUUUGAUGAAAUUACCUGUAUUUGGUUGGGGAUUCCACAUUUUGGAGUUCAUCUCAGUAGAGAGGAGGUGGGAAGUUGAUGAAUCAAACAUGCGCCAAAUGCUUUCAAGUUUUAAGGAUCCUCGGGAUCCCCUCUGGCUUGCUCUCUUCCCUGAAGGAACUGAUUUCACUGAGCAGAAGUGCAUAAGGAGCCAAAAAUAUGCAGCUGAAAAUGGCUUACCUGUCCUGAACAAUGUGCUGGUCCCAAAAACAAAGGGCUUCUAUGCCUGCUUGGAAGAUCUAAGGGGCUCUCUGGAUGCAGUUUAUGAUGUUACCAUUGGUUACAAACCACGGUGCCCAUCACUAUUGGACAAUGUUUUUGGUGUGAACCCUUCUGAAGUUCAUAUGCAUAUAAGGCGCAUAGCCCUUGAUGAAAUCCCAACAUCUGAAGAAGAAAUUGCUGCGUGGUUGAUGAAGACAUUCGAGCUAAAGGACCAAUUACUUGCUAAUUUUUAUUUACAGGGCCAUUUCCCUGAUCAAGGUACAGAAGGGGACCUUCCAACAUUGAAGUGCUUUGUAAAUUCUGUGGCCGUAAUACUGUUGAUUAGCAUGUGUACAUUUUUCACUUUAUGCUCAUCAGUUUGGUUUAAAAUUUAUGUAACCUUAGUAUGUUGUUAUCUGUCAUCUGCAACCUAUUUCAAUGUUCGUCCGGUGCCACUUCUUGGCUUUUUGAACACUGGCAGGAUUUUUUGAACUUCUAAAUUUAGCAUAUAAGAAUUCUCCAAGGUGAAUUCCACAUUGCACACAUUUUUC
Molecule: messenger RNA, 1627 nt
Organism: Hevea brasiliensis (rubber tree)
Lineage: Eukaryota; Viridiplantae; Streptophyta; Magnoliopsida; Malpighiales; Euphorbiaceae
Product: probable 1-acyl-sn-glycerol-3-phosphate acyltransferase 5
Exons: 5
Coding region: 434-1567 (377 amino acids)
Cellular component (GO): endomembrane system
Molecular function (GO): acyltransferase activity
Source: RefSeq, a predicted model, not a curated record